UAGACCAUCAGACCGGCCGGAGGAGCUCGCGCAAGUAUAUAAGCGCCGGCUUGUCACCACGAAUUCGCCAGAGGAGUUUUAAAUUAAGGAUUGUGUGGAGCAGAGCCGCAGCCCACACGGGGAUAUUUUUCACCGAAACAGGAGAGAGACUCAAAGCUUGGGACACCUUCGCAGCCCGCGAGAUUGGACCAAGACACACGCAACAUGCGCUCAGCCCUGAUUUUAUUCGGGUGCCUCUUCGUCGCCUCCGUCGCUUUUGCGGAGCCGAUUAGGGCGAAGAAAGAAGCACCACUCUCAUCAUAUGGCCCACCGGCGGCUUCCUACGGCGUCCCCGGCACCGGCGUAAGCAACUCUUACGGACCACCUCCGGCCCCGUCCUCCAGCUACGGAGUUCCAUCCAACAGCUAUGGUGCCCCGGCCCUUGGUUUCUCCGAUGCCUCCGCCUCGGCUCACUCGUUCGGCGGUAGCAGCAGCAGCAGCUCCUUCGCCAGCGCUGGUGCGGUCGGCCACGUCUCCGACUCGUACGGAGCACCCGCUCCCCAAUAUGGUGCCCCAGCUCCGGUCUACGGAGCUCCUCAGCAGCAGCAGCACCACCAACCCUCGGGUCGCUGGGAGAAGAAACUCACCUGGAAGCAGGAAUGGCAGAAGGUCUGGAAGACCGAGAACAAGAUGACCUGGAAGCAGGAGUGGAAGAAGGUCCAGGUGCCAGUCUGGAAGGAGGUGCAGGUGCCCAUCUGGAAGGACGUCCAGGUGCCCGUCUGGAAGAAGGUGCAAAAGCCAGUGUGGAAGGAGAUCCAGGUACCAGCCUGGAAGGAAGUCCAAGUGCCAGCGUGGAAGAAGGUCUGGAAGCCAAUCUGGAAGGAAGUCCAGGUGCCAAUCUGGAAGGAGGUCCAAGUGCCCGACUGGAAAAAGGUCUGGGUACCAGAGUGGGUCAAGGUCGGCAUCCCCGGCGAGAAGCACCUCGGUACCGACGGCCACGGCUGGCAGUACACCAGCCACGACCUGUGGAAGAAGAAGCUCGUCUGGAAGCCCGUGUGGAAGAAGGUCUGGCGCACCGAGAAGAAGCAGACCUGGUCGACCGACAAGAAGCUCGAGUGGGUAGCCAAGUGGGAGCAGGUCUGGAAGAGCGAGAAAAAGCAGGUCUGGAACACCGAGAAGAAGCUCGUCUGGAAGGAGGAGUCCGUCCAGGCUUGGGACAACCAGAAGAAGCAGGUCUGGGUGACCGAAAAGAAGCAGGUCUGGAAGGACGAGUGGAAGAGCAGGUGGGUACCAGCCUGGAAGCAAGUCCAGGUACCCGACUGGAAGCAGGUCUGGAAACCAGUCUGGGAGAACGUCUGGGUACAGGACCAGCAUCAGCAGAACCACGACGAGGGAUACAAGUACUAGACGCUCUUUCGAGACAGUCGCCCGAGUCUGUACUCUUUGCGGUCGUCCCCGCUCUCUAUAAGCUAAAGUUUGCGUCUACCGAUGGAUUAUCAUUGUUUAACUAUUGUAUACCAAGGAAGCUUCUGCUGUGAGCGAAGUAUGCCCCGAUUAUACUGCAGCACAGGAGAAGCUUCGCGGGUCUUCCAAUCGGUCGUCGAGCGAUAAUAGUUACCAGUACGGAGAUUACUCACUCGUUGAACGAAAUGAUAUGCGAAUCGAAGCCGGUGUACGUAUACAGGGCCCAGUGAUUUCCACCCCCUUCAUCACACAGGGGACGAAUUGGCCGCGGUCAGUCUUUAUAGUUAAGGAUGAAGUUGUACAAUUAUUGUGUACCCACGAGUUAUUAUGUUUGCCGCUGUUUUCCCUCCCACUGUAAAUAACUUCUGUCAAAUAACGCGAGGUGUUCUUUUUUUUUUGUUAGCUCGUAGUGCCCCCCCUAUGUGUAAUGUUAUAUUAAUUUUUGUACCAUCGCAAUUAUUAUUUUUCUAUACGAAAUAAAAACGAAAAUUUUUUAUAC
Molecule: messenger RNA, 1942 nt
Organism: Nasonia vitripennis (jewel wasp)
Lineage: Eukaryota; Metazoa; Arthropoda; Insecta; Hymenoptera; Pteromalidae
Exons: 4
Coding region: 205-1386 (393 amino acids)
Source: RefSeq, a predicted model, not a curated record